Messenger RNA from Marchantia polymorpha subsp. ruderalis, 3070 nucleotides. The record is from the annotation of a GenBank genome assembly. Lineage: Eukaryota; Viridiplantae; Streptophyta; Marchantiopsida; Marchantiales; Marchantiaceae.
GACACUCCUCCUCCCGCGGCUCUUUCCGCCCCCCCAGCACGCUGACAGGAACGCUUCUCUUCCUGCCUUUGUAUAUAGGCCUUACGGACCGUUGCAAGCAUCUAGUUUGUACAUUGGCCCCUCCUCCCGCACUCCCGUCGACCUCGAAAAGAAAUUGCUGUCAGAAUUGGAAUUCGUUCGUAGGAGGAAGGGAAGAAGGUUUUAGAUUAUAAAUACAGAGAGCGAUGAUGGCUAGUGUGGUAGGAAUCACCGCUUUGCCGGCGUGCUCGUCGUUGCAAGUGGUUCGAGGUGGGCGCAAGGGAUUGAGCUCGACCGGUCCGUCGGUGUCGAAGGCCUCGUUCUUCGGGGAGAGAUUGGUCAAUGGGGUUAGCAUCGAUGUCUCAGCAGCGCAGAAGAAGAGGAAUGCCGCGGUGUUCGCCUCUGCCAAUGGCAUGGUGAACAAGCUGACGGCCGCAGUGCUGGCUUCCCUGACUUUGGGUUCUCAGGCUGCGCUCGCAGCAGAUGCUGUCCCUCCACCAAACCCUGUGGAGGCUUUGCAGCUCGCUCCGAAGCAAGCUGCCGGUCCCUUCUCGGGAGCUUCUCUGGCUGCCCCUCCCGUCGCUGCCCCGAAGAAGUCCGACCUUCCUGAAGGAACUCAGUGGAGGUACAGCGAGUUUUUGAACGCAGUGAAAGGUGGAAAGGUUGAGAGGGUGAGGUUUGCCAAGGAUGGAACCACAUUGCAGCUGACAGCCGUGGACGGGCGCAGAGCGAAUGUGACCCUGCCCAAUGACCCUGAUCUUGUCGACAUCUUGGCCAUGAACGGAGUAGAUAUUUCAGUUUCGGAGGGAGAUGCGACGAACAGCUAUGUUAACAUCAUUGGUAACCUUUUGUUCCCAAUCCUUGCGUUCGGAGGGUUGUUCUUCCUCUUCCGUCGUGCUCAGGGUGGCCCAGGAGGCCCAGGUGGUUUGGGAGGUCCUAUGGAUUUCGGUAGGUCGAAGUCCAAAUUCCAGGAGGUUCCAGAGACUGGAGUGACAUUCGCAGAUGUCGCUGGAGCUGACCAGGCUAAGCUAGAGCUGCAGGAGGUCGUCGAUUUCUUGAAGAACCCUGACAAGUACACGGCAUUGGGAGCUAAAAUCCCCAAGGGUUGUCUCUUGGUCGGUCCCCCUGGAACUGGUAAAACUCUUCUGGCCCGAGCUGUCGCCGGUGAAGCUGGAGUUCCCUUCUUUUCAUGCGCCGCAUCUGAGUUUGUAGAGCUGUUCGUCGGAGUGGGAGCUUCACGAGUCCGAGACCUGUUCGAGAAGGCCAAGGCUAAGGCUCCUUGCAUUCUUUUCAUCGACGAGAUUGAUGCCGUCGGUAGGCAGAGAGGAGCAGGAAUGGGCGGUGGAAACGACGAGAGAGAGCAAACUAUUAACCAGCUUCUGACUGAGAUGGAUGGGUUCGGAGGGAACAGUGGAGUUAUUGUUUUGGCUGCUACCAACAGACCCGAUGUGCUCGAUUCUGCCCUUCUGAGGCCAGGACGUUUUGAUCGUCAAGUAACAGUCGACAGGCCUGAUGUCGCUGGACGAGUGAGGAUCUUGCAGGUCCACUCUCGUGGCAAGUCGCUGGCGAAGGACGUUGACUUCGAGAAAAUUGCGCGCAGAACGCCAGGAUUUACCGGAGCUGAUUUGCAAAAUCUGAUGAACGAAGCAGCUAUCCUCGCAGCCAGACGUGAGUUGAAGGAGAUCAGCAAGGAUGAAAUUGCCGAUGCGUUGGAGCGAAUUAUAGCCGGACCCGAGAAGAAGAACGCUGUUGUGUCUGAGGAAAGGAGGAAGCUCGUUGCGUACCACGAGGCUGGACACGCUUUAGUCGGAGCUCUUAUGCCAGAGUACGACCCCGUAGCGAAGAUUUCCAUCGUUCCUCGCGGUGGUGCUGGUGGACUGACUUUCUUCGCCCCCAGUGAGGAAAGGCUAGAAUCAGGCCUGUACAGCAAGUCUUACCUCGAGAACCAGAUGGCUGUUGCCCUUGGUGGCAGAAUCGCCGAAGAACUUAUUUUUGGAGCGGAGAACGUAACUACUGGAGCCUCCAACGAUUUCAUGCAAGUGUCACGGGUUGCAAGGCAAAUGGUUGAAAGAUUUGGAUUCAGCAAGAAGAUCGGGCAGUUGGCUGUUGGUGGUGCUGGUGGAAAUCCUUUCCUGGGACAAUCGAUGGGACAACAGUCAGACCAUUCCAUGCACACUGCUGAUGUCAUCGAUUCUGAGGUGAGGGAGCUCGUGGAGCGGGCUUACACCAGGGCGAAAACUCUCAUGACGACGCACAUUGAUAUUCUUCACAAGCUUGCAGCUCUUCUCUUGGAGAAGGAGACUGUCGAUGGAGAAGAGUUCUUGAGUCUUUUCAUUGACGGAAAGGCAGAACUGUACGUCAACUAGACAGAGGUGGUGAUAUUUUCCAGACUCUUUUCAUUGGUUCCUGCGGUGUUCGUGAAACGAAAGCGAGUGCGCGACAUGCACAAUGAGACACGCGAAACUCCAAAUAGGAUAUGAAGGUCCCCGCACGGAGAAUUUGUGAAAUGCUGUAAAGUUGAUGUGUAUCAUAGGAGAUGACUUGCUCCCCGCAACGUCGUCAUGAGGAAAGUCAAUUGCCCGUCGAAAGUCUGAUCGGCUUUGUCUUCGGGAAUGAACGAUGUACUGUAUGAGAUUCAUUUUAAUUAAACAAGCUGCAAUGUGAAAUCAAUCACAUGCACUAUUCACGCUCUGUAUAUACAGUUGUUUUUAAAUGUUUACACCCACUUCUCACUUGAAUACUGUUUAUUACCUAGAAGUAUGAAAAUAGGUCUUCUUUAUAUAGCAAAAUGGGGACUGUUUAUCUUCGCCUAAUUGGUAAUUGUGCAAAUUAUGCUAUAUGGUAGUGAGGUAUGACUGGGAAAGGCCCAUAUUGACGUGAAAAUUGUAGUCAAUGUAAUAGGUAAUUAUUCUUCAAAAUUAAGCAUAUUAUGGAGGAGUAGGAUAUGUAUGUAUAUAAAAGUUUCCAGCCAGUACAGUACCCGACAUGUCUACAAGAAAAGGCUAAUAAACUUAAACAAACUAUAUCAAUAUUGAUAUAGUUUGUUUUUUUU